AUGCGGGCAUGUGGCCGAGUCCAAGCCUCGGCGUCCAUGUCCUACAACGAACGGCAUCCAAUCCUGUUGCCACCCGCAUGUCUCCUGGUUCGCCUGCUGGUUCGAUUCACUCAUCAUAUAUCGCUACAUGGUGGGAGCCAGCUGGUCAUUCGCCUUAUCCGGGCAACAUACUGGAUCCCUCGACUACGUCACGUAGUGAGGGCAGUGAUUAAUUCUUGUAAGGUCUGCGUCCUCCAUCGUAAACGACUCCAAACCCAACUAAUGGGCGACCUUCCUGCAUCACGAGUCACAUUCUCCAGACCGUUCACAUACACCGGAGUUGACUUUGCCGGCCCCUUCGACGUUAAAAGCUUCACAGGUCGCGCCUGUCGCAUCUCAAAGGGGUAUGUGUGCGUGUUCGUCUGCUUUUCCACGAAGGCCAUCCACUUAGAGGCCACGUCCGACUUAUGCACCGAAACCUUCCUAGCCGCCUUCGCUCGUUUCGUGGCGAGACGAGGGUGUCCUCAUGAAGUUCAAUCCGACAACGGAAGGAAUUUUGCCGGCGCGUCCCGCUCUCUGGCUGUGGAUCUUCUCGAGGCACUUCGCACUCGGACUUCUGCGGUGUACAGCCAGCAGGGGCUAUCGUGGCGGUUUAUCCCUCCCCGAGCCCCACAUGGCUUGUGGGAAGCAGGUGUGAAGAGCUUCAAGGCUCUGUUCCAACGGUCGAUGUACCUCGUGGUGAUCAAGGAGGAGAACAUCCCCGCUCAGGAAUGGCGUCUCGGCCGUGUGCAGAACGCGUAUCCUGGAGCCGAUGAUAAGGUCCGUGUGGUAGACCUACUCAAGGCCCGCGGCCUUAUCAAGAGACCGAUCACGAAGGUGGUUCUGCUGCCUAUGGAAUCGGAUGUCCUGUCCACCUACUCGCGCGGAGGCUCCGAUUCAUAA
Drosophila obscura is the source of this 921-nucleotide messenger RNA. RefSeq lists its product as uncharacterized. The record is from RefSeq and is a predicted model, not a curated record. The transcript has 2 exons. Lineage: Eukaryota; Metazoa; Arthropoda; Insecta; Diptera; Drosophilidae. Gene Ontology annotation, molecular function: nucleic acid binding. Bases 1 to 921 code for a protein of 306 amino acids.